AUGCAGCAGUUCCAACAGGAACAACCAAUGCCCCCGUUUACACAACUCAACAUGCCAUCCUGGAUUCCCCUGCUCCCUGGUCAACAUUUGCCGGGUGCCAGUCUGCCAGCUCUCUAUCAGCCUGUCCCUCCUCCUGCAGGAACGCCUGGCAUUAGGGGCGGACCUGGUUAUGGAGCAACUCUAAGAAGCCAGCAGCAGAGUCCUAGCUAUUGUUACCAUGUUGGCUACCCAUAUCCAGGCUUUCCAGGCCCUUGGGAUCCUUCAUCUUGGUUGAGCCUUCCACAACAUCUACUACCUCCUCAUAGCAGUGCCUUCCCUGGACACUGUCCUUAUUUCUCUCCAAUUCAGCCACCAAUACCCGGUUCUUCAUCGGCUUCCACCACAUCAAACCAGGGAAGUACGAUGAGACCAACCGCAAAACUCUCUCUGAUACACCAGCAACCAUGGGAAGCUCAACCUUUGGAGAAUGUUCACCUACGGAAGAUUGUUGGUGAGUUGCAAUCUGAACUGGCAGAUUGUAAGGGCCGGUUAACAAAGCUUGAGGAAGACGUAUUGUGCCUAAAACCUGUUGUAAAAGAGGGAACAACUACUGCAACUGGGGUUUCUUCAGGUGCAAAGACUUCAAAGAGAGGAAGGCUGGAGAAACUGGUAACCCCAGAUGGAAGGUUGCCAUCAACAGAUACUUCAUGCCCUCGAAUUUGGAAUAGGAAGUCUGGACUACUUGAAACUCUUUGUCAGACUGAAAAACUACACUAUGAGAAAGUGAUUUUAAAAAAAGUGGAAAAUGAGCCUUCUGUGCAGUAUACAAACGAUGGAAAGGUUAAAAUUCCUUUCAUCAAUUCUAGUGGCAGUCUUGAGAUUCCAUGUAGCAGCGGAUUAUGCGACACCAUUUCCGAUCAUCAUUCUGCAGUCCUAAUUAGCAAGGCUUCCAUCAAGCCUGAGUUGAAGAAUUAUGACACGGGGGCUCCACUUCUUUUACAAAUUCAUCUCAGAAUGUUUAUAGGACUGGAGAAAGUAAUUCUUCUGGAAACUUUGUGGAGAUGA
Molecule: messenger RNA, 1044 nt
Organism: Coffea arabica (coffee)
Lineage: Eukaryota; Viridiplantae; Streptophyta; Magnoliopsida; Gentianales; Rubiaceae
Source: RefSeq, a predicted model, not a curated record